CUCUCACACACGCACUCUCACACACACUCACUCACACACACACACACAUCUGUUCCGAUCUCCAGCAGGAGACAUAAAGACGGCUCUCAAACCAUGUACAAGUUGAUUUCUCUGACGUUGAUUUCACUGCUGGCUGUUUUCGGGCCGUAUGUGAUCGCAGGAGGACGCUUUGAGCGAACCAUCAGCAGACCUUUCAGAUCUUUGCUGAGGGUCCAUAACGGGAUGAGAUGGGGCUCGUGGGGUCAGAAGGAAAUGUGUCCGACUGGAAUGUAUGCCACAGGCUUUAGUCUUAAGGUGGCAGAUAUGUGGGAAUCUCUGCUGGUUGGUGAUAACACAGCGCUCAAUGGGAUUCGUCUUCACUGCAUCAACCCGUCUAAAAGCUCAUCGGGCCCGUACGAGGACUACGCCACAGUUCAGUCCGAUGUAGGAAGCUGGGGAAAAUGGUCAGAUAUCAAAUGGUGCUCGAGUGGAUUUCUGACAUCUUUUCAGCUGAGAGUGGAACCCUACAAAGGGAUCAUGGACGACACGGCCGCAAACAACAUCAGGUUUAACUGCAGUGGAAAUGCGGAAAUGCUGCAGGGAUCUGGGAUGUCGUGGGGCGAAUGGGGCGACUGGAGCGAGACGUGUGGAGGAAAAGGAAUCUGUGGCAUCGAGACGAUGGUGGAGCAGCCGAAGGGAGUCGGAGACGACACGGCCCUCAACGACAUGCGCAUGUACUGCUGUGAUUGAACUGAUUGGUUGUUUCAGAAACAAAUCAUAUGGUGGAAUUUUUUUAAUACAUCAUAAGUAAAUAUAUCUUCACUAUUGUAGCAUAUUAACUAAGUUUUCUAUUUUAAGUUGGGAACAUUUGAUUCAAUUUGCUGAUUUAGUACUUAUUUUUAAGAUCUUAAAUGCACUGUAAAAAAUGACCGUGAAUUUAACGGUAAAAGACUGUAAAAAUGC
Molecule: messenger RNA, 942 nt
Organism: Sinocyclocheilus rhinocerous
Lineage: Eukaryota; Metazoa; Chordata; Actinopteri; Cypriniformes; Cyprinidae
Product: vitelline membrane outer layer protein 1 homolog
Exons: 4
Coding region: 94-729 (211 amino acids)
Source: RefSeq, a predicted model, not a curated record